UUGCAGGGUGCGAUGCUCAAGGGAAACUGUAUGUCACAUGCAUAUCCCCACGUCAGAGACACGAGCGAAAAAAUUCGUUUGUGUUCGAGCAAUUUCUCGUUGACUCGAGGGAGCCCAGUCGAUACGUCGGUCAACGUCGAUCGACGUGAAAAACAAUUUUAGAGAGUCUCUCCUUGCUAAGUUAGUGUUUUGAUUCGUCUAUCGGCCGUGGCCCGCAGGAUUCUCCUCGAUAAUUCAAUUACUUUCAUUAACCGGAUCGCUCUAUUUUACUAUCGCUCGUCCCGUUUCCGGCACCGCCGCUACAUUUUGGAGCGCACCACCACGCUGAAUCUCGCUUACGUGUAAUUUAAUUACUGUUAUUACUUAAUCGAAUAAAUAACCCACCGCUUGGUCGAGUUCGAGGCGUGACUUUUCCGCCGUUACAUAUUUACGCAGGAAUCGAUGAUCCGCGACUGAACUUCCACGAAUUCGGAAUAUGAGAUGGCCAGAAUUGUAGCGAACGUAAUCGUCUAUUUAUGUUUACUCUGUAACAUUAUCACCGCCGACGAAAGUAACGAUAACGUACAGGAUGUAGCAUCCAAGACGGUAUACAAGACUCCAGAGGUGUCUGGAUACGCUUAUUUAGUAGAAACGUUCGACGAUGAGGAGAAGUUUAAGGACACGUGGAUAUUGUCAGAGGCUAAGAAAGAUUCCACGGACGAGGACAUAGCUAAAUACGAUGGGAUCUGGUCCGUGGAGGAACCCAAGAAGCACGCGCAGGAGGGCGAUCUAGGAUUAGUGCUCAAGAGCAAAGCCAGACACGCCGCGAUAUCUGCUCUAUUGUCCAAACCAUUCCACUUUAAAGAUAAUCCCUUAAUUGUACAGUACGAAGUGAACUUCCAAGAAGGUCAGGAAUGCGGCGGGGCGUAUUUGAAACUGCUCACCUUGGACCCGGAGCAUGAAGACUUGAACAAGUUCCACGACAAGACUCCCUAUACCAUAAUGUUCGGGCCCGACAAGUGUGGGAACGAUCACAAGCUACAUUUUAUCUUUCGGCACAAAAAUCCUCUGAACGGCUCCAUAGAGGAAAAACAUUGCAAGAAGCCGAGGGAACGUUUGGAAGACUUUUUCAAGGACAAGCAGCCUCAUCUUUACACUUUGAUCAUUCGUCCUGAUAACAGUUUCGAGAUCAAAGUGGAUAACAAGGUUGUCAACUCUGGCUCGCUGCUGGACGACUUCACUCCACCGGUUAAUCCACCCUUGGAGAUAGAAGAUCCAUCGGAUGUUCAACCGGAAGACUGGGACGACAAGGAAAAAAUUCCUGACCUGUCAGCUGUCAAGCCAGAUGACUGGGACGAAGACGCGCCUGCUCAAAUCGUAGACGAAGACGAUAUCAUGCCCGAAGGAUGGCUCGAAGACGAACCACCCAUGAUUCCUAAUCCUGAUUCCGUCAAACCGGAAGACUGGGAUGUCGAAAUGGAUGGGGAAUGGGAACCUCCUGAGAUUCCCAAUCCAAAGUGCGCAGAUGUACCAGGAUGUGGACCGUAUAAGCAGAAGAUGAAGAAGAACCCGAGGUACAAGGGCAAAUGGUCGCCACCCUUGAUCAAUAACCCCAAUUACAAAGGGAAAUGGAAGCCUAAGCUCAUACACAAUCCUAAUUACUUUAACGAUGAGAAUCCAUUCCAGAUGAUGUCUAUCUUUGCUGUUGGUUUUGAACUGUGGUCCAUGUCCACCGACAUAUUAUUCGACAAUAUCCUUGUCACUGACAACGAGGAUGUAGCCAGAAAGUGGGCAGACGAUACUUUCGAAGUACGUCGUGCUAGAAUCGCAGAGGAAAGCGUAACCUUGUGGGGUCGCAUAUUGAAAGCUACGAAUUAUAAACCAGGCUGGUGGGCGCUGUAUUUCUUGUACUGCGCGAUACCAGUUGUGUUGUAUAUUUGGUACCUAGUGAAACGGUUUCGUGAGGAAAAAUACGACUUAAAGGAUGAAGAUAAGCAGCCCUUAGAGGUAAACGAGGAAACAACGCCUCGUCAACAAGAAGAGAACGAAAAUGAAAGCGAAACUAAGCCAGAUAGCACCAAAGCGGAUGAAGAAACUGAGAAGGUGAACGAACCAGAGACAGCGAAUGAAACUGAAGAGUUAAUAGAAAGCGAAGAGAAUGACAAGCCAGCGAUGGGUGGCGAUGGACCACGACGAAGAAAACCAAAUAAAGAAUAGAGUUAAUUGAAAUUUAAACAAAAAAAGGAAUUCAUAUUAAUUAAAAUAUUUAUGCAAAACUUUCACAUUCCACGUUACACUUGGUCAUUGUGUACGUUAGGGUUUUCAGUGUCCAAUACAUGCAAUACGAUCACUAGGAACCAGUUCUUUACCUAAAACUUCUAUAUUACUCGGUUCGAGCAUUAAACUUUUCAUUAUGUCAUACUUUGAGGCGAAUGAUUUUCACGUUAAGCAUGUUUCACGUAUGAAUGAUAAUACUUAAAAAAAAAAGAAAAAAAAAAAACAACUAUUUGUAACGAAUGAUGUUCGGUGUAACUAUUUAUGCCUUAAUAAUAUGUAACGUAGCGAUAUGUAAUUUUUGUUAUUGUAUGGUGAAAGUGAAUAAGAAAAAUUUAUUCACGGUUUACGUAUAAGAAUCAUGCGUUUAGAUGUUCGUGGAUGUCGCGUUGUCUGCUAUUUUAACACGGAUCGUGCGCGAAAAUUACAAUAUUCAGUUCUCGGUUUCGCAGACGUUUAUAUUAUUCGAUGUAACGAACUUUCUUAAACAAUAUGUUUUAUUUCUCUGCCAUUACGUUAAUAAAGUGUACAAUGUGAAUGAAUUACUUUUAUGUAUAGCAUGAUGUUGUAUUAUUUAUAACUGUUAAGUUUGAAAUUGUUUGAGUGUAAUUAAAAGAAUACAUUAUGAAACUCUUCGAUUAUUUUCUACGA
Hylaeus anthracinus is the source of this 2904-nucleotide messenger RNA. Its product is annotated as calnexin-like. The transcript is spliced from 8 exons. Gene Ontology annotation, biological process: protein folding. Gene Ontology annotation, cellular component: endoplasmic reticulum membrane; endoplasmic reticulum. The record is from RefSeq and is a predicted model, not a curated record. Gene Ontology annotation, molecular function: calcium ion binding. NCBI's taxonomy places the organism in Eukaryota, Metazoa, Arthropoda, Insecta, Hymenoptera, Colletidae. Bases 481 to 2196 code for a protein of 571 amino acids.